AUGUACCCACACUACGACGUCGACGUCCAAGACGACGAUCGCGGCGAGACGAACACCAGCGUCGAGACGAACAACGUCGAAACCACCGAAACCACCAACGGUGUCAACGGCGUCGAAGAUGAGAACCAUUUCGAUAAUCACAUUAUCGAGAACGACACUAUCGAGAACGACACUAUCCAGAACGACAACAUUGAGAGCGACAACAUCGACGACAACAACAUCGACAACGACGACAUCGACGACAACAUCGAAAACGUAAACACCGUACGACAUGCCAACACCCCCGUCAGCCUCGGACUCAGCCUGGACGACAGCAGGCUCUCCCUCGACAACACCCGCUACUUCGAGUGGGUGGCAGACUACAUUAGGGACCUCUACGCCUGGGCCCACGACGCCUACCGCAUCAGCACCCAGACCCAUCGCAUCUCCACGUCGCUCAUCGAGACGGCGCAGCAGGGGCUCCUAUACGAACACAGCGGCGCGCUCGCGCAGUCGCAGAGGAACCGCGUCUGCGCCGAGCAUAUCUUACGGGACUUGCUGGAAAGCCUCAGGCUUGACGCUUUGGCGGGUACGCUUUAG
This is a messenger RNA of Sodiomyces alkalinus F11, 579 nucleotides long. RefSeq lists its product as hypothetical. The coding region runs from base 1 to 579 and encodes 192 amino acids. The record is from RefSeq and is a predicted model, not a curated record. Lineage: Eukaryota; Fungi; Ascomycota; Sordariomycetes; Glomerellales; Plectosphaerellaceae. The transcript has a single exon.